Messenger RNA from Patella vulgata (common limpet), 1137 nucleotides. RefSeq names its product low-density lipoprotein receptor-related protein 6-like. The coding region runs from base 1 to 1137 and encodes 378 amino acids. Lineage: Eukaryota; Metazoa; Mollusca; Gastropoda; Patellidae. The transcript is spliced from 8 exons. The record is from RefSeq and is a predicted model, not a curated record.
AUGGAUAGAAAUUAUCCAGAUCAGAAGUCCAAGGAAAAAAUAUCUCCGUUUUUACUUAGGAACAUGACAACAGCUUUAACUUCUGACGCUCAUUCUAAAUUCUUAUAUUUCUAUGAAGACGAACUUAAGACAAUCCAACGAAUAAAGCUGAAUAUUUUUUCCGGAGUUGCCGAAAAUUGGACGACAUCAGAACUUGUUACAUUAGCAGUAGGUAAAGUUGAGGGUCUAGCUGUUGAUUGGGUAGCGGGUAAUCUAUAUUGGAGUGAUAGUAGAUUUCAGCAAAUCAUGGUUUCAAGAGAAGAUGGCCGAUAUCCUUUUACACUGAUUAGCGAGGCUGUGAGUAAACCACGUUCCUUGGUGGUCCAUCCAACUAAAAGAUUUGUGUUUUGGUGUGACGUGGAUGAAGAUAUGCCUAGAAUAGAACGCUGUGGUCUGGACGGUAGCAGACGACAAUCCAUUGUUACGGGAAAUAAGGCGAGAACUCCUCGAGCAUUAGCUAUCGACUUCCAAGAUGACAGAUUAUACUGGACAGAUGGUAUUAUUAUACAUUAUGGCAAGUUAAAUGGUACUGGUCAAUUCUGUCUUCAUAGCUCAGGUCGAUCAGCCGUCCGGUCACUGAUCAUAUUUAAUAAUUAUAUAAUCUGGUCAGAUGUAGUUGGUAGAUUACACACUGCACAUAAGGAAUAUAGCAAGGGACAAGAACAAAUGGAUGGUGGGAUAGCUUUCUUUGUUGACCUAGUUUAUCAUGAUGAAUCUUGUCAACCAAUGACCACAAAUCCAUGUGCUAUUAACAAUGGUAACUGUGAUCAUUUAUGUCUACCAAAUAAAACGGGUUAUAGAUGUGUAUGUGCACUGGGUUACUGGAAUUUUAAUGGCAGGUGUAUUUCUGGUGUAGGUGAAGAAAGAUUUUUGAUAUUUGCUGAUCAGAGACAAGCUGGGAUAUAUCAAAGACCAUUAUUUCUGGAUGAAUAUUACUCGAUACCGUUACAAAAUAUUAAACAACCCAGGGAUGUGGUGUACGACGGAGUGAAAAAACUUAUAUAUUGGAGUGAUAUAGCUUUAAGUACCAUCAGUAGAUCAAAAAUAAAUGGAAGUAACCAAGAAAUCAUAUUUUACCAUGCUAGAAUGAGUAAGUAA